AUGCGACUAAAACUGGGGAAUCGCGGCGCAUGCACCUCUGCUGGCAGAGUCACGGCCCAGCUGCUCUUAUCGUUCCUCGCGGUAUCGCCAACCUUGACAUACGCAGGGGAAGCUCCCCAACAAGAACAAGCAGUCCUGCCUCCUGGACCGUUGCUGCCGCCAACCACCCAACAACCCCUUUCAGACGAGCACCUGUUUACACUACGACACGUUUUCCAUCACGGCACUUAUCGCCAUCCUGACUUACACCGACGGAGGGAUGUCCGUAGCCACGCAAACGACGCCGAGAGCCAGGUGUGGCUGGCCGCAGAGGAUGGCUUCGAGAGGGAGAGGGUCACGCCCCUGAAGGCUCGGAGCUCGCCGCUCAAGAUAGAACGCUUGGUCGAUCGCCGCCCGUCUGUUGUAGACCCCAUGGUCACCGAAGCCCGACAGCGCGGCUAUGUGAACAUCAUGUCGCCCUCAUCCUGGACCACCGACGAAGUCCCCGGACCCAACAUCACCGACAAGGCGACCGUGCUGAGUAUGGCGAUGAUGGCAGCGAACGCGUACGUCGAGGAGGAGGGACAAGCGGACUGGGAAGAAGUCGGCGGCCCGUACAAUAGGAGUGCGGACUUUGGAUGGGAGACCGACGGUUUGCGCGGUCACAUCUGGGCCGAUGCGACGAACUCGACUGUUGUCAUCGGACUGAAGGGCACGUCCCCCGCGGUUUUCGACGGCGAUGGCACCACUACCAACGACAAAAUCAACGACAACCUUUUCUUCAGCUGCUGCUGUGCUCAGCAAGGACAGUGGACCUGGCAUCAAGUUUGCGACUGCGCCACGUCUACUUAUUCAUGCAACAACACCUGCGUCGUUCAAGCACUCAAGGAUGAGCACCGAUACUAUACAGCGGCUAAGGAACUAUACUCCAACGUCACCGAGAUCUUCCCCGAUGCAAACAUUUGGCUGUCUGGCCACUCCCUGGGCGGCGCCGUUAGCUCCUUACUGGGGUUAACCUACGGUGUGCCUGUCGUUACCUUCGAAGCCGUACCAGAGGCGCUCGCUGCCGGCAGACUGGGCUUGCCAGUACCCCCAGGAGCCGAGCAGAUGGUCCACCAAGCUCGUCAGAAUACCGGUGCCUUCCACUUUGGUCACACAGCAGACCCCAUUUACAUCGGCACCUGUAACGGCGCAACCGCGACCUGUUCUUUCGCCGGAUACGCCAUGGAGUCCGCCUGCCAUACCGGAGUUGAGUGUGUUUACGACGUAGUGGCCGACAAGGGAUGGCGUGUUGGUAUCGGAACACACAAGAUUCGAUCAGUCAUCCACGACGUGAUCGAGAAGUAUGAUGAUGUCCCGGUCUUCGACGUCGACAAGGUCGACGACUCGCACUCGCACUGCUACAUGCCAGACUCCUGGCUGGUGGGGAUGUUUGGACGAGACGACGACUACGGGCGGUCCCACAACCACCACCUCCACGUCGACGACUUCAACUUGCAAGACACCCGGAUGGUUUGGAUGCAAGGACAAGACGACGACUAUGUCCACUACGACAACUACUACGUCAACAACGACGACAAGCCGUUUCUGGGGAUGCAAGGACGCGGUCUCGACGACGGCCUCUCUACCUGUAACAACCACUUCUCAUCUAAUCACCUCGGCCCCUCCCGCGCCGACCGCAACUCCGACUACGGCACCCACCAAGGCACCUUCAGAGCCCGAAUGUCGCAGAAGAUACUGGUUCGGAUGGUGCAAGGAGUGGGACCAGGUUUCUGA
Molecule: messenger RNA, 1755 nt
Organism: Colletotrichum gloeosporioides
Lineage: Eukaryota; Fungi; Ascomycota; Sordariomycetes; Glomerellales; Glomerellaceae
Product: putative lipase atg15
Exons: 3
Coding region: 1-1755 (584 amino acids)
Biological process (GO): macroautophagy; piecemeal microautophagy of the nucleus; multivesicular body membrane disassembly
Molecular function (GO): glycerophospholipase activity
Source: RefSeq, a predicted model, not a curated record